GGAAGGCGGCGCAGAAGCCGCGUCCGCCGCGUCCGGUAGGUACGCGGCGCCUGGAGCAGCGCCGGGACCCGCUUCAGCACCGCGGACAGCGCCAGCCGAGAGAGGGGUCCACGCGCGCCCGCCCGCCCGCCGCCUGGGGCUCGGUGCCCUCCUCCCUCCCGCGCAGCGUCCCGCACUACGGCUCCAGGGGAAGACGUGGCGUCCCCAGCCCGCGGGAGCGGGGACGCGCAGGACGGCCGGGACACCCCGCUGGGGAUGCACCGAGGGCCUGGCAUUCGAGCUGCCCAGAGCUAGGGCUCUGCCUGGAGCCCAUGAGCACCAUGCGCCUGCUGACACUCGCCCUGCUUUUCUCCUGCUCUUUUGCCCGCGCCGCCUGCGACCCCAAGAUUGUCAACAUCGGAGCUGUGCUGAGCACGCGGAAGCACGAGCAGAUGUUCCGUGAGGCCGUGAACCAAGCCAACAAGCGGCACGGCUCCUGGAAGAUCCAACUCAAUGCCACGUCCGUCACCCACAAGCCCAACGCCAUCCAGAUGGCCCUGUCGGUGUGCGAGGACCUCAUCUCCAGCCAGGUCUACGCCAUCCUAGUUAGCCACCCACCUACCCCCAACGACCACUUCACUCCCACCCCCGUCUCCUACACAGCUGGCUUCUACCGCAUCCCCGUCCUGGGGCUCACCACCCGUAUGUCCAUCUACUCAGACAAGAGCAUACACCUGAGCUUCCUGCGCACGGUGCCGCCCUACUCCCACCAGUCGAGCGUCUGGUUCGAGAUGAUGCGCGUGUACAGCUGGAACCACAUCAUCCUCCUGGUCAGCGACGACCACGAGGGCAGGGCCGCGCAGAAGCGCCUGGAGACGCUGCUGGAGGAGCGGGAAUCCAAGGCUGAGAAGGUGCUGCAGUUUGACCCGGGAACCAAGAAUGUGACGGCCCUGCUGAUGGAGGCACGAGAGCUGGAGGCCCGGGUCAUCAUCCUCUCUGCCAGCGAGGACGAUGCUGCCACCGUGUACCGUGCAGCUGCGAUGCUGAAUAUGACGGGCUCUGGGUAUGUUUGGCUGGUGGGGGAGCGAGAGAUCUCUGGGAACGCUCUGCGCUACGCCCCGGAUGGCAUCAUCGGACUACAGCUCAUCAAUGGCAAGAACGAAUCAGCCCACAUCAGUGACGCCGUGGGCGUGGUGGCCCAGGCCGUGCACGAACUCCUGGAGAAGGAGAACAUCACCGACCCGCCCCGGGGCUGCGUGGGCAACACCAACAUCUGGAAGACAGGGCCACUCUUCAAGAGAGUGCUGAUGUCUUCCAAGUAUGCAGACGGGGUGACAGGCCGCGUGGAGUUCAACGAGGAUGGGGACCGGAAGUUUGCUAACUACAGCAUCAUGAACCUGCAGAACCGCAAGCUGGUGCAAGUGGGCAUCUACAAUGGCACCCAUGUGAUCCCUAACGACAGGAAGAUCAUCUGGCCGGGUGGAGAGACAGAGAAGCCCCGAGGGUACCAGAUGUCCACCAGGCUGAAGAUUGUGACCAUCCACCAAGAGCCUUUUGUGUACGUCAAGCCCACGCUGAGCGAUGGUACAUGCAAGGAGGAGUUCACCGUCAAUGGGGACCCGGUCAAGAAAGUGAUCUGCACCGGGCCCAACGACACGUCUCCGGGCAGCCGUGAGUGUGGGUCGCGGGCGGGACGUGGGUGCGGCGGGGCCGAGCAGCCAGAGCUCGGUGGUCAGGGCCCAUCUGCCUCCCUAGCACGCCACACAGUGCCACAGUGCUGCUACGGCUUCUGCAUCGACCUGCUCAUCAAGCUGGCGCGGACCAUGAACUUCACCUACGAGGUGCACCUGGUGGCUGACGGCAAGUUUGGCACUCAGGAGCGGGUGAACAACAGCAAUAAGAAGGAGUGGAACGGGAUGAUGGGCGAGCUGCUCAGCGGGCAGGCGGACAUGAUCGUGGCGCCGCUGACCAUCAACAAUGAGCGGGCACAGUACAUCGAGUUCUCCAAGCCCUUCAAGUACCAGGGCCUGACCAUUCUGGUCAAGAAGGAGAUCCCCCGUAGCACACUGGACUCGUUCAUGCAGCCUUUCCAGAGCACGCUGUGGCUGCUGGUGGGGCUGUCAGUGCACGUGGUGGCUGUGAUGCUGUACCUGCUGGACCGUUUCAGCCCCUUUGGCCGAUUCAAGGUGAACAGUGAAGAAGAGGAGGAAGAUGCGCUGACCCUGUCUUCAGCCAUGUGGUUCUCCUGGGGCGUCCUGCUCAACUCAGGCAUUGGGGAAGGCGCCCCCCGAAGCUUCUCAGCGCGCAUCCUGGGCAUGGUGUGGGCCGGGUUUGCCAUGAUCAUUGUGGCCUCCUACACUGCCAACCUGGCGGCCUUCCUGGUGCUGGACCGGCCUGAGGAGCGCAUCACAGGCAUCAACGACCCACGGCUGAGGAAUCCCUCCGACAAGUUCAUCUAUGCAACUGUGAAGCAGAGCUCAGUGGACAUCUACUUCCGGCGGCAGGUGGAGCUGAGCACCAUGUACCGACACAUGGAGAAGCAUAACUAUGAGAGUGCAGCUGAAGCUAUCCAAGCCGUGCGGGACAACAAGCUUCAUGCCUUCAUUUGGGACUCGGCGGUGCUGGAGUUUGAGGCCUCACAGAAGUGUGAUCUAGUGACCACUGGCGAGCUGUUCUUCCGCUCAGGCUUUGGCAUUGGCAUGCGCAAGGACAGCCCGUGGAAACAGAACGUCUCCCUGUCCAUCCUCAAGUCCCACGAGAAUGGCUUCAUGGAAGACCUGGACAAGACAUGGGUGCGGUACCAGGAGUGCGACUCUCGCAGCAACGCCCCUGCCACCCUCACCUUUGAGAACAUGGCAGGGGUCUUCAUGCUGGUGGCCGGGGGUAUUGUGGCUGGGAUAUUCCUCAUCUUCAUCGAGAUCGCCUACAAGCGGCACAAGGACGCUCGCCGGAAGCAGAUGCAGCUAGCCUUUGCGGCAGUGAACGUGUGGAGAAAGAAUCUGCAGGAUAGAAAGAGUGGUAGAGCAGAGCCCGACCCUAAAAAGAAAGCCACAUUUAGGGCUAUCACCUCCACCUUGGCUUCCAGCUUCAAGAGACGUAGGUCCUCCAAAGACACGAGCACCGGGGGUGGACGCGGCGCUUUGCAAAACCAAAAAGACACAGUGCUGCCGCGACGCGCUAUUGAGAGGGAGGAGGGCCAGCUGCAGAUGUGUGCCCGUCAUAGGGAGAGCUGAGACGCCCUGCCCGCCCUCCUCUGCCCCCCUCCCCCGCAGACAGACAGACAGAUGGACGGGACAGCGGCCCGGCCCACGCAGAGUCCCGGAGCACGACGGGGUCAGGGGGAGGAGUGCCCCCCAGCCUCCCCCAGGCCGUGCCCGCCCGCCCGCCGGUCGGCCGGCUGGCCGGUCCACCCGUCCCGGCCCUGCGCGUGCCCCCGAGCAUGGGGGCUAACGGGCUGCCUUGUCUGUGUAUUUCUAUUUUGCAGCAGUACCAUCCCACUGAUAUCACGGGCACGCUCAACCUCUCAGAUCCCUCGGUCAGCACCGUGGUGUGAGGC
Molecule: messenger RNA, 3535 nt
Organism: Nyctereutes procyonoides (raccoon dog)
Lineage: Eukaryota; Metazoa; Chordata; Mammalia; Carnivora; Canidae
Gene: GRIN1
Product: glutamate ionotropic receptor NMDA type subunit 1
Exons: 19
Coding region: 312-3212 (966 amino acids)
Biological process (GO): regulation of membrane potential; chemical synaptic transmission; ionotropic glutamate receptor signaling pathway
Cellular component (GO): NMDA selective glutamate receptor complex; synapse; neuron projection
Molecular function (GO): NMDA glutamate receptor activity
Source: RefSeq, a predicted model, not a curated record